UGGUCUGGAGGAACGGAUUGUGCAAGAAAGAGCUAAAAGGAAGUUGCAGAGAUGGAGGAAAGGCUCCUGGAGGGAAGCCCUUGAGAGCGGGGCUGAGAGCCGUUUGCUACGGCAGGGAAGGCCCUGGGACAUCAGGGGAGUUAGGACUGUGCCCACUCUAAGGUUUUGUGCGUGUUUUGGAGCUUGAAGGUGCUAACCCAGACCUCAGGAAGACUGGGGUUCCUGGACUUGUCAAAGCCUCUUAGGGAGCAGCCAAGAUGGGCAACCGAGGUCAGAGGAGGCUUGCAGGGCUGCCAGGAGGGCUUCCCUGGGAGGAGGCCACUCAUUGAUAAAUCCAUCCCUCAACUUUCUGGCAUUCUUCCAGGUUGGAGACGUCGUGGGAGGGAUCUUAAUCUGGCUCGACAACAGCUGUGAUCCCAGAGCCAGAAGAGCAGUGCUCAGGGCCAUGGCCUUGCUGGCUCGCUCCCACCCCCAGGACGUGGUUCUAACCUGUGUGGCUCACACGCUCUCAUCGCACAGAUGUGCCAUUGAGUUGUGGAAGGCCUUGGGUGAAGAACCACAGCUCACCAGGGAGGUGCUGCAGCAGCUGCUGGACAAGCUCCAGCAGAGACGCCGGGAGGAGAAGAGCAGCCAUGUGUCUCUGGCUGCAAUGAAGACCAUUUAUGAGCUCCUUUUCCUACGGGGAUACCGAGAAGCCAUCCUGCAAAUGUAUCCCCAGCUGCUCAUUCUCUGCGUCAGGCAAGUGCAGUACGUGCUGGAUCUGCACUUGCCAGGGACCUACAUGGCCAGGCAGACAUCCAGCCCCGAGGAGGGAUCCAGCUGCCUCAGCCCCCUAAGCACCUCAGUGGAGGCUGUGAAGACGCUUUUCUCCAUGCCCGGCUACUGGAAGGAAUUUGCUAGCAUCCACUUUCAUCGGGGUUGGGACAUGAUAGCCUCCCGAUAUCACUACUCGCAGGGGGUUGGCCUGAUUGCAAGAGCCAUGAUCGAGUUUGAGAACCCUCAGCUCCCUGCAGUUUUCAGAGAGGCAAUCACCAUCGUCCAGAGUGGGAAGGAGGAGGAGCAGAGAACUAUCGCCCUGGCUUUCUGCACUGAGUUUCUCCAGAGUCCUUCCAUUGACACCAUCCUGACAAGAUCAGUCCUCCAGGCACAGCUCAUGGACUGGACCAAAGAUGCAAAUUCCAUCAUACGGAGGCUCAGUCUGCGAGGCCUUGGCAGUAUUGUGUUCCAGCCAGAAAAGGUGCAAUUCUUACGGGCCCAGCUGCCAGCAAUCCUGGCCGUCUUUUGUGACAGGGAUGGAGGGCGUGUCCUGGAGGCCAUGCAUAAAGCUGCAGACAUCAUCCACCUCCUCAACAGGGAGGGGCUUGGCUCCAUCUCCCAGGAUAUUGCAGUCAGCCUUCGCCCCUUCAUUGAUGAUGAGAAGGGCAGUGUGCGCUCAGCUGCCAUUGUACUGCUUGGCAACGUGGUGAGCAGGGUGCAGGACCCCGACAAACCCUUGGUGCAGCAGGAAAUCAUCCACUACUUGCUCCCCCUGCUGCUGCAUCUUGAAGACCAGGAGGAGAGUGUGAAACUGUCAUGUAAACUGACGCUCUUCCGCUGCGCAGUCUUCCUCAGGUGGGCUCAUUUGAAGACGCUCUUCCGCAGCAUGGCCUGGGAUGGCUCCUCACAGCUCUUGAAGUGUGUCUGGAUCUGCUUGAUGCAGAACAACGAGAGCCACAUCCCCAAAUUCCUGUUCCAGGCCUUACAGUACCUGGAAAGCUCACAGACAACAAUCAGACAUUCAGCAGCCCGAUUCAUUGGAAAUACUAUCCACCAUUACUGCAAUUUGUUGUCUGAAACAGUGAAUGAAGAUGGCAUCUCCCGCCUGUAUGAAGCUUUUCACGAAGUGCCUUUGAAAUCGGACAGGACUACGUGGUACAUCCUCAACAGAUAUUAUAAAUAUUUGCAGCAGCUUGAAAAUCUCGUGUUGGGUUCUGCAUUCGACUAGGGAACCGGGAGCGAUACCG
Molecule: messenger RNA, 2003 nt
Organism: Chelonia mydas (Green sea turtle)
Lineage: Eukaryota; Metazoa; Chordata; Testudines; Cheloniidae
Product: maestro heat-like repeat family member 5
Exons: 12
Coding region: 446-1984 (512 amino acids)
Cellular component (GO): cytoplasm
Source: RefSeq, a predicted model, not a curated record